AUGUCUGGCGAUCUAAGCGCCCUCGUUGCUCGUCUAGAAGCUGUAACCGCUCGUCUGGAGUCUGCUGCUGACAAGGCGAGUGGAGGAGCACCAGAAGGUAUGAUUGAAUCUUUGCGAACAGAGGGAAGUCUCGGGUCAAUAUAUUUAAGACUCAGACAUUUCCCUUACUCUAACUUGCGUGCUUAUCUUUUUAUCUAUUUAUAUUGUUGGAAUUGCAGAUGUUGGAGUGUUGGUUGCAGCUUACGACGAGGUAUAAUAAGACGUUUUGUUGAAUGCGACAAAGUUUCCUGGCGGAGUUUGUCAAGUUAAGCUUAAAUUUUUUGAUUGCUUCCUGUCACGUAGGUGUUAAACGGCAAAGUGGCUGAAUUUUAUCAGCUUUCAAGCCAGAUUGGUGGAGAUGUAGACACGCAGGUAAAAGAACCUUCAAAAAUUAUGUCAAGUAACCUGGUCUUGUUAUGAAGAACAUGGUUACCAGUGAAGUAUCAUUUCAUACAGCUUCCUCAUCGUUAUUAUUAAGCUUAUAUUUGUUAUUAUUAUUAUUAUUAUUAUGUUAUUGUAAUCUUUAUAAGCUUAUUAGAAAUGUUAUUGUUGUUGUUGCUGUUUUUAAUGUUAUCUCCUUGCUGCUCGUUGCACCUCUUCCCCGAUCUUAAUCAGUAAUGUAGAGUCCAGUGAGCGGGAGUCUGAUUUGUUUGAUCACGACAUUACAGACCUGUUUGGACGAUACAAACUGCUGUUACCAGUUAAUCAUGGUUAAACUCAAAGGCUCUCUCUCAAAAUUUUUCUGUGAAAAGACCCCAUCCCAUCCCAUGUGGGGGUGACCACACUAUCCAAUAGCCUCCCACGCAGAUGUUCUAAGGGGUUCAUCACGCGUUCCUGCCCCAUGAAUGCUGCUGACUUGAGCGGAAAAAAAACGUAGACCAAUCACAGCAGACUUCCAGAUUUGGGAAGUGCACUUUGGACUUUGAGAAAUUUUGCGCUUCACUUUAUAGCUCCAGAAAAGAUCAGAAAGGUCUCAUGAAAGGUGAGGACCUUACAGUUUUAGAACAAACUACUCAGUUAACUCACAAGCAUUCGUACUAGUGGCUGUCCUUACAAUCUCAUUAAAAAAAUUACCUCAGAGGUUAAAUUUGCUCAACGGAAGUCGGCUUUACUACAAAGCAAUAAUGUGUGAAAAAAAAUCUGCCUUUUGUUCAGUCUUACAAGGUGACUCCGCUGUUGCAUCACCCAAAGAACAACUUUAUGAGCAAAUAACAUCUAAUCCAACCCUUACGGAGAGAAAUACAUACAAAAAGCCAACGAUUAUCUCCUAGAUUCUCAUCCAGAGCAAAAAUCUUUGGUCACGUAUCACACUCUACAGCGCUUGUACGUAAGUGUUUGGCUUGUCAACACUUUGACUUCAACAGCGCCGAUUGGUUCUCCGAUAAUCUAUAUGUGAUUUCCAGCUGAUACUUGCGAACAAUGGGAAAGGAAUUUAUCUUUCGGUUCAGCAGACGUUCGUGGAGUAGGAACGUGUGAUGAACCCCUAAGAACGUCUGCGUGGGAGGCUAACUAUCCAGUUACUUAGGCAUGACAUGUACUGUCCUAUUACACUGAUCUAUCAAUGCUGCAAUCAGUGCUACUGAUAGCCAAUCAGACUUGAGAAUUUCUUAUAGUUGCCAUUAAUGACCCUUAAAAAUCAGAGUAUAAGUAAUGUUUCAUGCAAAUAUUUAUCUCAAUUUUAACGUAGGGAAAACCAUAAGCACUACCCAGUCUACUUGCCAUGGUGACCAAGAAAAUGGUCUCAGCUUGAAGUUAUGCUUGAAACCUUUUUCUAUUGAUAACAUACUUAUCAUUUUUUAGAGUUUCAACAAACUAUUUUAGGGCUUUCAAGAGUAUGGAAAAGUCAAUGGAUGCAAAAAAAACGUAAUGUGUGUCAUGCUUGAAUGUGCUGGAUUAUUCCACAGGUUAAGCUUGUAAAGAAGGCAUUUGAUGCUCAGCGAGGAAUUAUUGUUCUUGCAUCUAAGAGCCAGAAGCCAAGUAUGGUAAGGAUAUCAGUAGUUAUCAUCAGUUAAGAGAGUAAUACAUUCAUUACAAUUUGGGGAUGUCAAAACUAACUGAUUCAGGGGUUUAAAGGUAAAGGUCGUUAUUUUCUCCCAGUAACUUGUAACAGUGCUUAAACUGACAGCAGACCUGAGGCUGAUGACGUGCUCAUUUUGUGUGCCUCUCUCCACCAGUGCUUCAUUCACAGAGAUUUAAAGCUACUAAAAGCUACACAGAAAGAAAAGAAGUCGAAACAGUGAUUUGAGGUCACUCCGUGGAAUCAAAUUCUGACCUGCCCACACAGAAGGUUGUGCACCAACCAACAGUGCUAGACCUUGCUUGUUAUAUUGCACAAGUCAUCAUCAAGACAGUCAUCUAAGGGUUGUUGUUAGGGGGAAAAUGCCAGAUAGUGCGUAGAUAACGAAUAAGGUGGACAGUAAUGACCCUUACACAACUGGUUUAGUGACAGCACAUUUAUGGAUUUGACAUUAAACAAGGUAGCAAUCAACAUUUGCAGUAACACGGCAUUGUCCCCCUUAAUGUCAUUUGGAUUUCGCAAUGUCAGGAAACAUUUUCUCAGACAUCAUGUGACCUUGAAGUAGCCAGUAAUAGGGCAUUCUGUUGAGAAAAAAUAUCAAGUCCAACAGCAAAAAUUUGCCAUGUCCUUUCUCUAUUUUAUCAACAACAUGUUUUUAGGCUUGUUGAUUCAGACAUUGCUGAGAGGAGUAGGCAACUUGAAGGAAUGUCUGAAAUUCAGGCUACCUAAUUUGCACAAGAAAGCAAAACCCUGGAGGAUUCUGGUAGAAGUAGUAGUAAAAUGACGCCAUCGUGCAAUUAGCUUAUUCUGUUAUUUUUGUUGGUCCUAACAGUAUGUUUUAUUGUCCUAUCUGGGGCACAUCUAUUUACACCUCUAUCUUCAAAUCAAAUGUGUGAUCAAGUCCUAAAAGAAGUGAUUGUCUUUAGUUAAACUUAUAUAUAUAUGGAUUUGCCAUUCUUUUUUGUAUUAUAGGAUGAAUUUAAAAAGAUACUGAAGCCUUUAGGUGAUGCUAUUUCUGAAGUACAGGUACAUAACAGUGUUACAGGAUAUUUUACUUUUAUAAUAGAGUUAACUAAUUAGAGCUUAUUGCAGCCAUCAUUUUACCCUAAUACUCAAAAACCCUUAGUUUUGUUGGCUACAUUUUGUAUUCAUAAAUUAUUUGGAAACAUGUGUCAACCCAUGACAUUCACUUUCAGAACUCUGUAGAAGUAAUAUUUCUUUCAAAUAGGAGUUCUUUGUCCCAUAAUUGAUUGGAUUGUGAUAACUUAUAUAUUUACCAGUGUUGCUCCAUUAGAAGUAAAACCCAAAAGGCAGUCGAUUUUUAUUUUACCUUUUUGUAGGGCUUCCGUGAGAAGAAUCGUAGUAGUAAAUUGUUCAACAAUCUGUCAGCUGUGAGUGAGGCCAUCCCAGCAUUAGGUUGGGUAUCAGUGGUAAGUUAAUUGGUCUUUUCUUAUACUCUUAUACUCCAGAGUUACUUAAGAUAUAAAUACUGAAAUAAGAGCUUCAGCUACAAAGCAUAGCAGAUUAUCAGUCACUACUGUUUCUUCUUACUGUCUACUAUCAGAAUGAUUCAGAACUUGUUACUCAGUGGUGGUGUGGCUUCAUGGUCAGGCCAUUCUCUUGUAGCUUCACUUAAAAUUAUAACUUUUAAUGAUGUCAUUUCUGUUGUUCAUAAAAAUACAUUAUUGUAUGCUAGUUGUUCCUUCUUGAUGCCCAAAAUCAAUAAAAUAUAAUAUGACAGUGUAAAAGGCAAAAUAUAACUGACCUUUCUUACUGUCUUCACCUCAUUGUGUAUUUUUUUAAGUGAUGUGUACUUUCACUUAGAGUCCUACACCUGCACCAUAUGUCAAGGAGAUGUUAGAUGCUGCCCAGUUCUACAUGAACAGAGUCUUAAAGGAUUUUAAAGGAAAGUAAGUUAUCUUCUGAUAAUCAGAUAAUACCAGCCAGCCUGUCGCUAAAGUACAAUAUGCCAAUAGCCAAAUAGCCAGCAAAAUGACAUCAUAAAAGUAGCCAGAGGUUAAUCAACCACCAACAAUUCAACAGUUUCACAGUUGUUUUAAAUGUAAUCCAAGAAAAAAUUGCCUGGCUUAAGUCUUGUAAGGCAUAUGUUGUAGUAGCAGCCUUUUAUAGUGUCGGCUGGGUUGUGAUUGUACUGCAAGCCAGUUCACAGCUUGAAUUUGUGUGAUUUCAUACCAGAGAUGAGAAGCAUGUGAAUUGGGUGAAUUGUCUGAAAGCUGCUUUGAGUGACCUCCAAGCUUAUGUAAAAGCACACCACACAACUGGCCUGGUGUGGAGUAAAACUGUAAGUAGUGUCGAUAUUGUUUUGAUGUAAGAUAACAUUCACAUUAUCUAGUAGAUUCAAUUUUUGUUCCCUGUUUGCAGAGGUCUCUCACUGCAAUAGAAAAAUGAUAUGAAUGAGAGAGACCUCUGCUGGCCCCUGCUUGCACUGACAUUUCCUUAACAACCAGUAACAUUUUAUUUACAAGCGACACAACUUAUUGAACCCGUUUGCAUAAUGAAAACGGUUGGCUCAAAAAUUUCCAGCAUGCAGCAUGCAGUCUCAACAGGACACACGCAUUCCAUAUUAAACAGAACCAGUUUUUUCAGGUGCUGGCAGAGGUCUCUCUCUUUCCUCUCCUUUUCUUCCUGUGAGAAACCUCUGCUACCAGGGAACAAUUUGGGUUGAAUUUGUUUAGUUGCAGAUCAUAACUGAUGUUUUGAUAUAUUAAGAAUAGAUAAGUGGGUCCUUCUGUAUGUACUGACAAACUACAAGAGCCAAAAGAACCAGGCAGGAAUGUCUGCUUGGGAGUUGUACUGUUAUUUUGCGUAAUCUGUUCUCUUUGGUACCUGCAGAUUGAAUCAAAAAGUAGGAUGUUCCAACAUCUUCAACACUGGGAGAAAGGAAUUUAUUGAUUUUAACAAUAUGUAAACAACACUGCAAACAUCCACACAGCACUGCAAUAUUUGUUCUUGAUUAUUUAGGGAUAUUUUUGUUAACUUCUAAAGCUAAGUAUUGACGGUUCAUUCAAUAUUUUUUAAAAUAGGGAGCAGUUGCAAAAGCUAGUGCAGGGUCUGUACCACCUCCUCCUCCUGGACCUGCACCACCUCCCCCUCCCCCAAUUCAAGCACCAUCACCAGCUCCUUCUGGUCAAGAUACCCAACGAGGAGCUGCAGCUGCUUUGUUCAGUGAAAUAAACAAGGCAGGCACCAACAUUUCCUCAGGUAUGUCAUAUCUGCAGUACAUAUUCAAAACUAGACUGUGAAGAGACCCUCUGUAUUUUGUGCUGGACCAUCAAAUUUAAUUAUGGAACUGCACUCUUGGAUCAAGUGAUAAAAAAGUCUGGGAAGAGGACAUACAUAUAUUUACCCUGUAUGUGCCCCUGGCCAUCACAGCUCAUUUUGUCAUUUUGAAGUCAAUAAAAAAUACUGGACAUUUUGUUGUAGGAUUACGGAAAGUGCGAGAUGAUCAAAAGACCCACAAGAACAAAGAUCUAAGGAAAACUGGUCCAGUUCCAGACAAACCAAAACCUGCUGUUGUCAGUGCUCCCAAGGCUCAAGCUGUUAAGAAGCCUCCAGUCUGUGGGCUGCAAGGAAAGAAAUGGCUUGUGGUAUGUACAACACCUGAGUUAAAAAAUAGAAGUUAUGUGUUCUUAACUUCUACAAAUUGAAGCCAACAACAAUCGGGGAAAGGAUCUGAGAUUAUGACCUAAGAAUAUUACUUUAAUCCUGCGAUCAAGCUCUCUCUGUUUGGGUCUCUGAUUUAAGGCUCCCCCACCCCUCCCCUCCCCUAGCCAAGAGACCUUACUAACAGGCGGACGGGUUAAUAUUAUGAAUGAUUUAUCAGGUUGUUGAAUGACACAUUGAUUUUAACUGCAGGAGUAUCAAGAAAACAACAAAGAAGUUGUUAUCUCUGAUGCACAUUCAUCACAUACGGUGUACAUUUAUAGCUGCAAGAACAGCACCAUUCAGGUCAAGGGAAAAAUUAAUUCCAUGGUUGUAGGUUAGUAUCAAUUUCAAUUGUUAUUGUGCUGGAGUUUUAAAAGCAUGACCUUGUCAAAAAUCUGCAUUUUGUUGGGCUGCUAGGUUUGAAGACGUGUUCAAUAGAUAGUAUUGUAGAAGAAUCCAUUGUUAAGAUUAGUGUCUCUUACUUGCUGUGUGACAUGUCUGUUGUUGAUUUUGUCAGAUAACUGUAAGAAGACAGCAGUAGUUCUUGAUGGAGCAAUUGGUACUGUUGAAUUUAUCAAUUGUCAAAGUGUCCAGUGCCAGGUCAGAUGAUUAUUUUCUUGUAUGAAAAUGUCUCCAAUUUUUCUUUCUUUCUUUCUAUUUUUUUGCAUUAAAGUCUUCUUACUUGCAAGUCUUCGCCAACUUAUAUUAUCUGAUUUGCAUUUUUUCAAGCCGUUUAAUUGUUUUUGUGAAUAUUUGAUUAUCUUACCGCAACGGGGCAAAAAUAGAUCAGGUGACUAGUUAUUUUGAAAACCUAGAAGUUCGUUACGCAACUCACAUUUCAAAAGUGUCAUCACCGAUCGCAUAUCGAAGCUUACUAGCCGCAUAUGGAACACAAAUUGUAAGUAUAAUAUUUGCCCAUCGCUUCAACCAAAACUGACAUGUGUAAUAACCUUCUUUGUGAUAUUAAUUUAAUUUUUCAGUUGAUUACUACUUCUUGUUCUUUACAACUACCAGUGCAAAUAAAUUCCAUGUACAGUCAUGUACGCGAAAAUCAGUUAGUGGUGAAAUCUUCAACAUAAAGUAGCCCUUCAAUCACAGGAGCGAAACAUUAUCACAAUCAAAGUGGUUUACUUGUGUCUUGUAAUUUUUAUAAUAAUACCAAGAACAAUGUACAAUUUCAUCGUAGCAAUAAUAUUGUUGAUGGUCUACACAUUCAGGCACUUGUAGUGUGUACCCUAGUUGUCAGUAAUUUAUUAUUGUUGUUUCUUCAUGAGCUCAACAAAUGUAAUACCAAAAGUCAGUCAAAACUUUAUGAACUGGACAAAGAUGAUGUAAAACAAGACUUCUUUGUUUUCUGUUCAGGGAAAACUCUGCUUGGCAUUGUUUCAUGGUUUUGGUUCUUUUGUUUUACGUUAUCGUCUGUGUCCAGUACAUGAAGUGAAUGCCCAAAAGUCUGAUUGUACUCUGCCAGUGCAUCCCCCUCGUAAGCUGAGACUGGCAGUAUUUACUUUUUUAGAUUUAUUUACAGAGCAUAACAUUCUCACAUACAAAACACAUAGAAUAAAAAACAAACCACUUGUUUUGUCAUAUGACAAAAUAGUGUUAUGGGGAACAUAACCUUCCUCAUGCCAGUUGUGGGUAGAUAAAUGUAUUCACGUAAGUUUUCAUCUGUUUGUAAGCUUUGUUUGUAUUCCUACAGGUCAAUGAGAAGGUUCCAACAGUGUCAAUUGACAAAACUGAUGGCUGUCAAGUGUUCUUUCCUAAUGGUAUUGGUUCAACGGAAAUAGUUACUGCUAAGUCUUCAGAGAUGAACAUUAUGCUUCCCAAAGAUGGUGAACAGGACAUGGUGAGUACAAACGUAACUCCUCACUGCCAGCAGGAAAUUAUCAUAUUUUGUUACUACCCAAUGUUGGUAAUGAUAAACUGUUUGCUUUCAAAAUUGUAGACUCCCUGUACUGCAUGUUCUGUAAAAAUGAGGUGGAAUCUCAGAGCAUUUAUUUAUUUAUUUUUGCAAAGUAGUGGAUAUGUUUUGGGAAGAGGUUUUAUCAUGGAUAGCCCUUUGUAGUAAUGAAGUAAAGGUUAUUUCCUUUCCAGACGUUUUUUUUGGUAAAUUCAAUACCGAUAAAGAUUUUACGAUAAUCAAUCACAUCCUUUUAUUAGCAAAAUUCUUUAUUUAUGUGUAAAUAAGAUAAAAAAGAACCACACUUGACGUUGUUAAGGCUAAAUUGAAAGCUAACUACAGAUUAGAACUUUGUGUUGCCAAAAAAAAUGAUGUUCUUUCAACGCAUUAUGCGAAAUGGGAUGCAUAUAUUUCGAUACUUUCUUAAUCCCUGUUUCUAAUACAUUACUACAUCACUUGAUCAACACGUUUUUGCCGCGCAGUACAUAAUAUACGCAAUAUUUAAAUGUAUAUCUUUUUUGAAUUUUCUCAUUGUUAAUUUCUUAAUAUUGGCCUUGCUCUUUUUUUCUUAUAAAUAUCUUAACAGCUUAUGUUUUUUGUUGUAUGUUUUUGUUGUCGUUGUUAUUGUUGAUAAAUAUGUAAUUUGUGAAGCUUUAGUUUGUUUUUUGUCAGGCAUCUACUAUAAGUAAUUAAUGUUGAUAUUGUAGUGUAAUGUAAUGUAAUGUAAUGUAAUGUAUCGAAAGGAAAGGAAAAUAAAAAAUGGAAAAAAAACUACGCCAUGUUUAAGUAUUAAAUACAAUUUGUGCAGGCAAGUUUCUUAUGUACUAACCAAAUCAAGGUAGUCGGCAGGGACAGAUCCAGAAAAUUCAGAAAGGGGAAACUGGGACGUCUGCUACACAGAUACUAUUUAUUUUAUUUAAAAAUAACACAAUAUUCAAAAAGGAAAGGAUGGGGUGUUACUGUUGUACUGAGCAAAGGGUAUCAAGUGUGUCUAGUUAUUCUUCUCUGUCGUGCAACCUUCACAGCAGAUUGCGUGGUGAAGAGUACACUUGUGUUUUAGUCUUACUGUUUGUUUUGUUAUUGUUUCAACAGGGGGAAUAUUCCCUGCCUGAACAGUUUAAGAGCGUAUGGAAUGGCAAGACAUUUGUGACCACUAGCAGUGAAUCUCUUGGAUAAAUGCAGAUGGAUUGCAAGCAAAUUUUGAAUUGCAUGGCCUCAGCAGUGAAAUACAUUUUCAGUACACACAAUUUAGAAUCAGCCUCUUGCAUAUUAUUUGAAAAAUAAUAGUAAUAAAAACUACUCUUUUGAAAUUUCUCUAAUUCCAGCUUUUCGAUUCAGUGAUGUUCAGAUGCCAGUUUCUAAAUGCGGAUGCAGAUAGGGCCUUGGUCGUUCAUUUAUUUGUUCAGGAAUUACUCCACUUUUUGGAAUUAAGGCACAAACAUCCCCGUGAUACGAAUGCGUCAUUUAAGUCAUUUAAGUCGUUAAAAUACUUCAAGCGGUCAGUUCUUUAUUUUCUUGGUAUGUAGUUAGCAAGAAAAAAGUGAUUUUAUAAACAUUUUUUACCUUUGACAGUUAAAGAUAGAUGAUGACUAUUUUCCUUUGGCACUAUAGUGGCAACCAAAAAUAAAGUACCGAUGUUAACUUGAUCUGCCUUCGUACAUAGGAUUCUCUACGUGUUCGUCGUAAGAUUAUCCCCGGC
Porites evermanni is the source of this 9321-nucleotide messenger RNA. The record is from the annotation of a GenBank genome assembly. Lineage: Eukaryota; Metazoa; Cnidaria; Anthozoa; Scleractinia; Poritidae.